Molecule: messenger RNA, 987 nt
Organism: Hydatigera taeniaeformis
Lineage: Eukaryota; Metazoa; Platyhelminthes; Cestoda; Cyclophyllidea; Taeniidae
Source: the annotation of a GenBank genome assembly
AUGGCUGAGCACGCUAUCCUUGUCCCACUGGCCCCACAUGUGCAUUCCAAGCCAAAAACAAAGGUGUCUAUUAUUGGCGUUGGAUCCGUUGGAAUGGCUAUUGGAUUUUCGAUUAUGACCAAGGGUCUUGCAAACAUUUUAGCUCUCGUUGAUUUUAACGAGGAUAAGGUUAAAGGUGAAGUGUUGGAUAUGCAACAUGGGUCACAGUUUUUGCACACUUGCAAUGUUGUAGAUUAUAGUUACACAAGUCAUUCUGAUGUCGUUUUUAUUGCUGCUGGUGCAAGGCAGAUUGUGGGAGAAUCAAGACUCAACUUGGUCCAAAGGAAUGUUGAUAUAUACAAGACAAUUGUACCUGAGGUGGUGAAAUACAGCCCUGAUUGUAUCAUCGUGGUCGUUUCAAAUCCAGUUGAUAUUCUCACCUACGUCACCUGGAAACUGAGUGGACUGCCAAGAAAUCGGGUUAUUGGUUCAGGAACCAUUUUGGAUUCGGCUAGAUUUAGGCAUAUGCUUGGACAGAAGCUGGAUUUGGCUGCCAGUUCUAUUCAUGGCUACAUCAUUGGCGAGCAUGGUGAUUCUAGUGUUGCUGUUUGGAGUCGUGUCUCUGUUGGCGGUGUUAACUUGAGCACGGUUUAUCCCAAGUUUGGCGAAGAUGAUGAUCCUAAUAACUUUAAGGCUGUUCACAAAGAUGUCAUUGAUAGUGCGUAUGAGAUAAUCCGUCUGAAGGGUUACACAUCAUGGGCUAUUGGACUCUGUUGUGCUAACCUCUGUGGAGCCCUUCUCAGCGAUCGUAAUGUCGUGAUUCCAGUGACUACGAAUGUUUCGGGCCUCUACGGCAUUGAGGGAGAUGUCUUUUUGAGCAUGCCCUGCGUGGUAAACUCCAGCGGAGUUACUUCAGUGGUGAAUAUGACCCUCACCGACAGCGAGAAAGCCAAGCUGCACAAUAGUGCAAAGACUUUGCUUGAAACCACUGCUAGUAUCAAAUGGUGA